Molecule: messenger RNA, 2479 nt
Organism: Fragaria vesca subsp. vesca
Lineage: Eukaryota; Viridiplantae; Streptophyta; Magnoliopsida; Rosales; Rosaceae
Exons: 16
Coding region: 1-2229 (742 amino acids)
Molecular function (GO): oxidoreductase activity
Source: RefSeq, a predicted model, not a curated record
AUGGCCAUCGAGGUGGGGCCCUACGUGCUCCUUUUCUCCCGCAACCGCUAUCUGAGGGGGCCAGGGCCAUUUUUUGAUGUCUUCAAAAAGUCGUUAGUGACAGUUUUUAACGGCUACAAAUCAGAAAUGUGGUCCUACCGGAAUUGGCAACCUACGUAUGAAGCUCAAAACUUAAAAUUGAAAUAUUUGUCUGCUUUACUAACUUAUCCCCGCCGCCAACCUCUCAAAAUCUUCUGCGGCAAGAGGUCCGGCAGGCAGAGGUACCCGUCGGAGAGGAAGGUGCUCAAAUUGAAGCACAAGGAUAUCAUCGGCAACGUCAAGAACAAAUACCAAGGCGUCUGGCGGCUCUCCAAGCUCGGCGUUCCCGUCGACCAAGACCCCGGCAAGGACUUCCUUGGCGUCUCCCAAAGCUUGCUUGAGGAAAUUGCCAAAGUGCUCGAGUUUCCGGUCGCUUCAAUGCUGCCGUCGGAGGCGUUCACGGUGGUUCGGAAAUCUUUUGAUGCAAGGAAGGUGCUGAAAGAACCGAAAUUCGUGUACAUUGUGGAGAUGGAUGUUGAUAAGCUAUUGAGUUUGGAGCCUCGUGCUUGGGACUUCAUUUCGGAGUUGGAGCCUAAGGUUGGGCUGGUAGAGCACAUGCCUCAAGCCAGGAAAUCUAGAGAUUUGACGAGUAUUAUACAUGACUUGAAAGAAGUAGAUCAGAGUUCAGUUUCGGGAGGAAGUGGGAAUACAAUGUUGAAUGGGUCUCAAGGAUUGUACAGAUUUUCAACAGCUAGGAAACCCAAAAUUGCAGUAGUGGGUAGUGGACCAGCUGGGCUGUUUGCUGCCCUUGUUCUUGCGGAAUUUGGUGCAGAUGUCACCUUAAUAGAAAGAGGUCAGCCUGUUGAACAGCGGGGGCGUGACAUUGGUGCUUUGGCUGUCCGCCGGAUCUUGCAAACAGAAAGCAAUUUCUGCUUCGGAGAGGGUGGUGCAGGUACCUGGAGUGAUGGAAAGCUGGUGACUAGGAUUGGAAGAAACAGUGGGAGUGUUUUGGCGGUUAUGGAAACUCUAGUUCAAUUUGGAGCUCCAGAAGGAAUUUUGGUUAAUGGAAAGCCUCAUUUGGGAACAGAUAAGUUGGUUCCACUACUUCGCAAUUUCCGGCAACAUCUACUAAAGCUUGGUGUCACCAUCAAGUUUGGGACAAGGGUCGAUGAUCUUCUUGUAGAUAAUGAACAAGUUGUAGGUGUCAAAGUUUCUGAUUCAGUUGACAGGUUACAGUCUAGCAGCAAGAAAUGGGAAUACGAUGCUGUUGUUCUGGCUGUUGGACAUUCUGCGCGUGAUCUUUAUCAAACACUUCUGUCUCAUAACAUUGAGUUGAUCCCAAAAGACUUUGCUGUUGGCUUGCGGAUUGAGCAUCCUCAAGAAGUUGUAAACAGCUUACAGUAUUCUGGAUUGGCAACUGAGGUUUGCAGAGGACGCGGUAAAGUACCAGUGGCAGAUUACAAGGUUGCAAAGUAUGUAAGUGGAGAGAAGGGGGCUGAACCUUUGCAUGCAACAAGUCGAAGCUGCUAUUCCUUCUGUAUGUGUCCUGGUGGUCAGGUUGUUCUGACAAGCACAAAUCCAUCUGAAAUCUGUGUCAAUGGCAUGUCAUUUUCUCGACGUGACUCAAAGUGGGCAAAUGCUGCACUCGUUGUGACUGUCUCAACGAAAGAUUUUGGUGCAUUGAAUCUCCAUGGACCUCUAGCAGGGGUUGAAUUUCAGAGAGAAUUUGAGCAAAGAGCAGCAAGAAUGGGAGGUGGAAAUUUCGUGGUGCCUGUGCAGACAGUUACAGAUUUUAUGGACAAUAAAUUAUCGGCAACGUCUGUGCCACAGUCAAGUUAUCGAUUAGGAGUGAAGGCAGCAAACCUUCACAAGAUCUUUCCUGAUUAUGUAACAGAGACUUUGCAACAGUCAAUCUCAGCAUUUGACAAAGAGUUACCAGGCUUUAUCUCCAAAGAGGCCCUUCUUCACGGAGUGGAGACUAGGACCAGUUCUCCUAUCCAGAUUCCCCGCAGUGUUGAAACUUACGAGAGCACAACUUUGAAAGGUCUCUACCCUGUUGGUGAAGGAGCAGGUUAUGCUGGAGGGAUUGUAAGUGCAGCCGUGGAUGGUAUGCAUGCUGGUUUUGCAGUGGCAAAGAAUUUUGGAUUGUGUAGUGAUGGCAUAGAGUCAAUUUUGGGUAAGGCUCGAAGUGCUGCAUUUUUGGAGUACUAGAAGCAUCUUCAGGGUUUCAAGUUCGUUUGCCAUUCAAAACAAGCUGAAUCAUCUAUGUUGAAGAUCUUGGGACCUGAGCUUGAUGAGAUUUCUCAUUCCGUUGAGGAUUCAGGAUUUUUUGCAACACAGUAAUCACGUUGAUGCAUUCAGUAGAAAAAUGAUGGAAUUGUAAGUUUCUGUCCAUCAGAGAGGUAUCUGACGGGUUACUAUAUUUUGCAUCGGCUACAAGCCUACAAUGCUAGACUUGAGA